GCUAAACAGGAAGAGUUUUUCGCAGAGACCUGACGGUGCUUUCCGCUCAGAUCCUCUCUGAAAACCAUCCCUAUCCUCCUUCAUAUUUAUUUUUGCCAAACAUGUGUGACCGCGGCUACAUGCGUGACAAACAGCGGGCAGAGGGAGCGGUGGAGACGGCCCUACUCGGUUGAGCCAGUCCCCCCUGGAUGCACCAUGAUCCCUGUGUCCCUGCUGGUGUGUGUGAUGGCAGCCUGGUGUGCUGUCUAUCUAGCAGACACACUGCUGAGGUCGUCAGUGACACACCGCAUCAGCUACGAGUCAUGGCUGGCGAGUCGAGGCCUGAUGUUGUCUCCGUUCCACGUGAGGUGGCAGACCACCAUGUUCAACCGGCUGUUUUCUUACUGCGCCCGCAUCAACCCCCGAGCCCUUUAUUUGUGGUUCAGCAGCGGUCUGGUGUUCGGCAUAGUGGCCAUGCUGGGAUCAGUGGUGCUGCUGAUAAAGACGCUGCAGCAGACGCUCGCUCAGAUGACCACAGACAACCCUCGGAUAGGAGGUCAGCAGGCCCUGCAGGUGGUGGUCCCUGGUGUCAAUCUGCCCACCAGUCAGCUGGCCUACUUCUUCAUCGCCCUGCUGCUCAGCGGAGUUAUACAUGAGCUGGGCCACGCCGUGGCAGCACUGAGGGAGCAAGUGCGAGUGAACGGCUUCGGCAUGUUUGUGUUUGUGGUGUAUCCCGGUGCCUUUGUGGACCUCUUCACCACUCACCUCAACCUCAUAUCACCGACACAGCAACUCCGCAUUUUCUGUGCUGGAGUCUGGCACAACUUUGUUCUGUGUGUGGUAGCAUUAGCCUUCCUCUUCCUGUUGCCUCUCUUUCUAUUUCCCAUGUACUCCACCGGAGCCGGGGCUCUGGUCAUCGAGGUCGUGCAGGGCUCUGCGGCCGACGGUCCGCGGGGUCUGUCAGUCGGGGACAUCGUGACAGGGCUGGAAGACUGUCCGGUCAGGGGAGUGGAGGACUGGAGCAGCUGCCUGUCUCACCUCGCUCACACCCCACAGACUGGAUACUGUGUCCCUGCUGCCAGCCUGCAGCCCAGCUGGGCUCAUGGACGAGCUUUCAAGCGUUUGGAUGGAACGAUGGACUGCUGCAGCAACAACAGCCUGACAGACCUCUGUUUCUCUUACAUUAAACCACAGGGCAGGAACAGCAGAGAGAGAGAGUACGCCUGUAUGCCAGUGCGUAAGAUGGUGACGGGGACGCGAGUGUGUCGUACCGACGACGACUGUGCCGCGCACUCCCACGCUGCCAGCGUUUGCGUCACUCCCUCUCUGGAAAACCAGACUCGCUUCAUCCGUGUCACUCACCCUCCGAACACACACAUGCUGUUUGUGGGGUACCCGCCGCACCUUCAGUAUGCUGUGAGUCUGACCAACUUUGUCCCCCGGUUUGGUUUCCUCCACCUGGAUCUGCCCGUCUUCUUGGAGACCUUCUGCAAAUACGUGGUGUCCCUCUCUGGUGCUUUAGCUGUAGUCAACUCUGUGCCGUGCUUCGCUCUUGACGGUCAGUGGAUGCUGAACGCUCUGCUGGAGGCCACGCUGGUUACUGUGGUAACAGACCGUCAAAAGCGCGAGCUGAUUGGUUUCUUCCUGCUGCUGGCGGGCAGCGCCCUGCUGGCAGCCAACGUGGCACUGGGCCUAUGGAUGGUCACGGCGCGGUAGCCACAGCGGUUAGCUGGCCUGGCAGGACAAAAACUAAACGAAUAAAGCUCCAUGCAGACUGAAAGAUGUUCUCUCAGGAUGCGUCUGAGAUGUGUGGACCAUUAAACUGUGAACAUACAGGGAACAGACUGCUUUACCCAGCAGUACUGCCCAAUUUCUGGAGACUGUUGAGCAGAACAUUACUCUGCCUUUAAGAGCUUACCGGACCACCAGGGAAAACAAUAAACAACUCACUUCUUCUUCCACCUUGUUGCCGUCGUAUACACAAAAGCACAUAUACAAAUAACUAAAGCACUUGCUAUAAAGCACUGUCCUGUGUGACUGUUUACAAAGACGGCACAAUCUUUCCAAAUUUUAAUGUCUAUAAUAUGUUUGUGUUUGAAGUUUGAGAGAAAACCAUCUCGGUUUUUUCAGGGUUGGAUUCCAAAAUGCCAUAUUUCCUUAGUGAACACCAAGAAAAUGUGCUUGUCUUGGCCUAACCUAAGGCAUCUUUGGACAACAGCGGUUUAAAAAGCCUUCAUUUUAUUGGCUAAUGCAUGGCAAUACCUUAAUUUAAUACCACAUAUCACAGCUGGAAAAAAAAAAUGUACUACCUAACAUUAAUAUGACAGUAUUUCAAACUGCCGUCUCACUUUGUGAUAUCCAAACAAUGUUUGUACACAGGAACCACAUUUUUAAACGAAACACGUGCUCAGUUAAGUGUCUCUCUCCCCCUCGGGCAUUGUUGUGGGAAAAUGGAUUACCUUUUUCCUCUUUUUCCUCAAAGUGCAAGUUUCAUUUUUACUCUCUUGGCCUCUCACUGUCUGUGAUCUGGUUGUAAAAGUUGAUUCAAAACUGUAGAAUAAAGGACUUGUUGU
Messenger RNA from Toxotes jaculatrix (banded archerfish), 2552 nucleotides. It is a transcript of the gene mbtps2, whose product is annotated as membrane-bound transcription factor peptidase, site 2. The coding region runs from base 196 to 1695 and encodes 499 amino acids. The transcript has 11 exons. Gene Ontology annotation, biological process: membrane protein intracellular domain proteolysis; regulation of response to endoplasmic reticulum stress. Gene Ontology annotation, cellular component: cytoplasm; membrane. Gene Ontology annotation, molecular function: protein binding; metalloendopeptidase activity. NCBI's taxonomy places the organism in Eukaryota, Metazoa, Chordata, Actinopteri, Toxotidae. The record is from RefSeq and is a predicted model, not a curated record.